AUGGCUCGCGAGAAUGGAGUUGCCGCUGCGCAAGAGUUCUUCAAACCGCUCCAGGACGCCAUCGUCGUGGCCAAAGGAAUCAGAGACCGCGACACAUCGGCCUCUUGGCAGCGGAACAAGGCCAGCUCUUCGCAGUCCGAGAGACUAGCAGUCACCAACAAAACCGCGGCAACCCUGGAGAGCAUUGCUUCAGACGUUAAUGUUCCAAACGACAGAGCAAGUCGUAGUGUCAGCAUCGACCAUGGACUUGAAUCCAAGGUCCCUGGGACUGCUGAGUGGUUACGCCCAACAGACGACCGAACUAUCGACCCGAAACACAAGUCUAUGGCAUCGCUUCAGAGAUACCUCCAAGACAGCGGAAUCAAUGAAGACCUAACGCAAUCGGUUCCAACAUCGAUGACUAGCGCUUUACAGGAGGCCAUCAAAACCGAUUCAGUUGACCAGCUCAAAGUUAUCAUCGCCAAUGACCCAAAUUCGAUCAGCAGCGUCGACGAGUCAGGCAACACACCGCUCUUACUUGCCGCUCAUCACGGCCAACUCGAGGUCUUCAGAUACUUGCUCGGCCGAGAAAACCCGAGGGCAUCCGUUUACAACAAGUCUGGCCAGACCGCGCUGCAUCUCCUCACCAUGUUUGACGACAAGCACGUUAAUGAGUUCGUCGUGCUCCUUAUCAAAAGUGGCGCUGAUAUCCUUCACGAAGCUCUUCCUGUAAGCAAGGAUGAAGAGACGCUUGUUUUCUCCCUCGGGCUACGAUGUUGCCCUAUGCUCAACUCAAUCCUGCACAAUAGGACCGCCCUCCUCGAAAGCCUCCUGGAGGCUGCCCAUGGCGAUCCGUCGGGCUCCGUCUGUCAAAUUUGCGAGGCUGGUUCCCGAUUCAGGCGUAUUUUGGCCGUUUGUCUAUCAUUGUUCCGAAUUGACGCUUUGGAAAUCCUGCGAAAUCACCUGAAAACACACGGGGAGUUUCAGACGAUCGACCUCGCCAACGUACAAGUCUGGACGGGCCAGAAUCUAUUGCGACUUUCUCAAGUCCCUUUCAAAAGCGUCGCAGUAUCAACAAUGGAUAUUCCAGAGGAUUUCUUUCGCGCUAUGAUUUACGGAGGCAGUUAUAGCGACGUCCUUGAACGGACAAUCGACUUUGUCACCACCGUCGAGGACCCUAGGUUUGUUUCGCGCUCAUCACUUGAGAUGGACACUCUGACGGCUGCCAUUGCUGGAGACAGCUUGGAUGCCGUCAAUUCCAUGCUGUAUAGAGCUACGGCGAAACAACAAGACCUUCCAUUUUGGCUUUUGUCACCGAUCAAGAGGCCUCAUGUCGGGGUCGGAUCUAUUUUCAGACGCCCUCAAUUCGGGCCCACCAGACCCGCCUUUUCCGGAAGCCCUGACCUCCUCAUGGAGUCCAUAACUUCUGGACUGCGACACAUCUUUGACCGAUUACUCUGCGACCAUGUUCCGCUGCUCCGAGACAAAUUCCAGUUUCCGUGCCAAAAAGAAGAGCCAUGCCGCGACUAUCCUCGCUGGUGGCUGAAAAACUAUCGGCUGCUCCAAGGCCGGGAUAUGUAUACAGCGCGUCCCGAAGGUCACACUCACAGCUGCUCUAUCGUAGAAGAAUUACUCAGCUGUGCCAUCCACGCACGACACCAGGAUUCAUACUUUUUGUCAAAGAUUGUCGACAAAGUCGAGAACCAAGAGCUCUUCAAUGCUCCUGGAUGUCUCCUCAAUGCCGUACAAACUCUAAACUUGAACGCGGCCAGCAUCCUUCUGAGCAAGAAUCCAGACCUUUUGAUGAGCAAAUUGAUGAUGCCAUCCGACCCCGUGUUAACGGGUUUCCGCUCGUUAACAUACUGGGAAGGCUUUGAACGGCUAGAACUAGACCGUCGCAAGGGAACAGUUCUUAAAGUAAUCUUGAGAUCCGGCUCAUAUGAGCAAUGUCGGUUUGUAUUGAAGCACCUGUGCUCCCGGAGGUCAGCCGGACUAAGAUAUCCGGUGAGCCCAGGGUGGAGAUGGCUUCAGCCAAAGCGGCAGUUCCGGCGACAGAAAGACAAGAGCAUACUCGAUACUGCGGAAGAAAGCGUACCUGAAUGGCAGAGGUGCCCCUUACAUGCAGAGGAGUACGAAUCGUUGCUCGUAGGCAACAUCUUACGGAAUAGCGUGGAGAGAAAGGCUUUGUGGGACGUCAUCGAAGUGCAAGUUGCAAACGGUCACUCUGUUUCUGGAACUUACCUAAGGUUGGCGAUCAAUUGCUCCAACACAGAGGCGCUCCUCGAACUCCUCAACAGAGGCUGGCGAGUCAACGGGACAUGGAAAGAUUGCCUUCACACCCCUCUGCAAGGAGCCUUGGAGCAUUCCAAAUGGUGGUUUGGCGGCCAUGAGACGUUAUUGCGUCAUUACGAACUGAACAUGUUGGAACAAGAGGCUUUGAUAAAGCUGCACAACGUGGACGGGCAACCAGAGCUUCACGACCCUAAUCUCCAAACUCACAGGGAAAUCUAUGGCGAAUACAGCAAGAUUCGCCAUUCUUUGCUGUGCGCACUGUACGAACGCAAGCUGGAUGAAGCCGCCAUAAUCCUUCGUGCUCGUGGGGGCCGCGUCUCGCCAUUCUCAAGCAUCACCACCACUGGACCUACAGCCAGCAAGACAGCGCGAGCCUGGGGAGCAGUGCUGCAUGCUCUGCUAUAUGCAGUAAUACUGCCUGUAGCUGUUUUCUACGGUACGCAGAACGUAUGGCACCAUAUGUCCACAGGACAGAAGUGGGGGGGUUGA
Messenger RNA from Colletotrichum higginsianum IMI 349063, 2760 nucleotides. RefSeq lists its product as uncharacterized. The transcript has 3 exons. Gene Ontology annotation, molecular function: protein binding. The coding region runs from base 1 to 2760 and encodes 919 amino acids. The record is from RefSeq and is a predicted model, not a curated record. NCBI's taxonomy places the organism in Eukaryota, Fungi, Ascomycota, Sordariomycetes, Glomerellales, Glomerellaceae.